Molecule: messenger RNA, 3519 nt
Organism: Cordyceps fumosorosea ARSEF 2679
Lineage: Eukaryota; Fungi; Ascomycota; Sordariomycetes; Hypocreales; Cordycipitaceae
Product: ARID/BRIGHT DNA-binding domain protein
Exons: 1
Coding region: 1-3519 (1172 amino acids)
Biological process (GO): regulation of transcription by RNA polymerase II
Cellular component (GO): nucleus; SWI/SNF complex
Molecular function (GO): transcription cis-regulatory region binding
Source: RefSeq, a predicted model, not a curated record
AUGAGCGCGUGGAUGAACGACCCUGUCCCGAACCACAAUGGCAACGGCUUCCCACACAUGAACGACCCCAACGCUGCCACGGGCAUGAUGGAUCCUUCCGCCUUCAUGGCCAGUCCGGCCCAAUUCAAUCCUGCUCAGUUCGCCAACCAGCAGCAACCUCAACAGCAGCAGCCGCUCCAGCCGCCUCAACAGCAACAACCCCCUCAGCAACAAAUGGCCGCCAUGCAGCAACAGAAUGGCCCUAUGCGCCACGCAUCCCCCUCCGCCUUCCAGCAGAAUCCCGCCUAUCAAACAAAUUCCGUCAUCCCAUCCAAGCGCCCUAGACCGCGCGAAGAUAGCGUCACCGGCUCACCUGGCCAGAUGCAAGGCAUGCUACCGCCAUCGCGCUCCGAGACACCUCAACAGCAAAACUUUCCCGGCAUGCAGCAGGGCGGCGCUAUGCCUCAGCAGACUCCUGGCCAAUUCCCCCAUCUACAGGCAAAUGGGUCUGCCAAUGCCACACCAUCCCCCAUCAUGGGCAACCAAAUGCGCCCAGGCAGCGUCCCUCAGAGGGUCGCUACCGCGUCUCCUCAUCCCUUCUCUCCCGGCCCGCCACAGCAGCAGCAGUUCGCAUCGCAAGCAUCACCCGCCCCAUCCGAGCACGGUACGCCGCAGCCGAAUCAAUUCAUGCAGAAUGCACCUCAAGGCUACAAUCCCAAUUUCGCGCCAUCCCCGUCGAAUCCUCGUCCUUCGCCCAAUCCUAACGCGAUGGGCACGAACCAGAUGAUGCAGCAACACAUGGCCCAAAUGCCUCAGGGUAUGAAUCCGAUGCAAGCCAACAUGUAUGCGCAAAUGCAGCAGCAGCAGCAGCAGCAACAACAACAACAACAACAACAACAACAACAACAACAAGGACAGGGGCAGCAAGCGCCGGGGCAACAAGGGCAGCAACGGCAAAGCAGUCAAGGUCUGCAAGGCAUGUCCGAGCAGCAAAAGAUGGCCGCCUAUCAAAUGCGCCUUCAACAGCAACUUCAAGGCAACAUGCAGAUGCAAGCCCAGCUGCAGGCCCAAGGUAUGGGCCGCGGCAUAAUGCAGAAGCCCCAGAUGGCAGCCAUGCCUAACGGGCAGAUGGCUCAAGGCGGCAUGAGGCCUCAGCAGCGACCAAUGGGCGGAAUGAACCCCGAGCAAUUCAUGAAGAACCUGAGCCAUUUUAUGACCGCCAAAGGUCUCCCUUUCGAGCCUACACCCGUCGUUGCCGAGCGUACUAUCAACCUCAUGAUGCUGUUCCAACUUGUAUCCAGUAAGGGAGGAAUAAAGUCUGUGACUGCUGCUAAUGGCUGGGCUCACAUUGCGCAACAUCUUGGCCUUCCUCCCCAGAUUCCCAACGUUGUCACGGCUUUGAGACAAGUAUACGAACGAAACCUACAAAAGUUUGAAGAGGCCUGGAUCGCGCAGCAAAAGACUAGGAUGAUGGGACAAACUCCCAACAUGGCAAACCAGGGCACCCCUAAGCAAAUGCAACCCGGCCAGCAGACGCCGCAACAGAUGACGCCUGGUCAAAUGCCUCAGGGCCAGAUGGCUCAGGGCCAGAUGGCUCAGGGCCAGAUGGCUCAAGGCCAGAUGACCCCCGGCCAGAUGAAUCCCGGACAAGCCCAAAUGCAGCAGCAAAUGCAACAGCAAAUGCAACAGCAAAUGCAGCAACAUCCUCAGCAACAGCAGCUGCAUCAUCAGCAACAACACCAUCUACAGCAACAGCAGCAACAACAGAUGCAGCAACAGCAGCAACAACAGAUGCAACAACAGAUGCAGCAGCAUAUGCAGCAGCAGCAGCAACAACAGCAACACCAGCAACACCAGCAACACCAACACCAGCAGCAGCAAACUCCGAUCAAACCUGGCCAAGCGCCGGUCAAUGGAUUUGCGACGCCUCAGCCACAGCAACCGGGUAUGAUGAUGGGCCACCAACGGAACAGCCUUUCUAAGAGUGUUGACCCAAAUACUCCUGGUGACCCGUCUUUGCAGCCACCUGCCCACCACCGACAACCAAGCAUGCACAUUAGCCAUCAUGAGGGCCGUCCUGCGCCUCCUGCCACUGAAGUUCGCGCUCCACCCAUGAUGCAAAAGUCGGACGACUACAGCCCUUGUGCCCGCGAGUUGGCCACUUUUGGUGGCGUUGACCUGCACGCUGCCAACAUACUGGGUACGGAGCUGGAGCGCUGGAUGCCGACAGCCCCUACAAUCAACGAACUGGGCAACAUUGACAUCGCCUCCCUCACUAGGAGUUUGCAAUGUGGAAUGCAUAGCGAAGUGCGCCUCGCUUUGGACACACUGGCUACAUUAUCCAACUCGCCCAACCAAGCACACUUCCUGCAGCUGCGCUAUUGCGACGACUUGGUGGAUGCGCUCAUCGAUUGUGCCGAAGAGCAACUCGAUAUGCUUGUCGAACAUACCGUGGAAGUUGCGGACGAAAUCUCUCUGACAUCAUACGAGGACGUAGUCCGUGCCUGUCGCAUAGACAGGCUUGCUGUACGACAUUGCCCGGCGUACGGCACUGUGGAGUAUGACCUUGACCGUGCUGUUGAUAAACUGAUUUGCGUCACGACAAUUCUUCGCAACGUGUCGUUCCCAGGAGAGCAAAACGAGAACCACGCUGUUCUAGCAGACGAGAUGGUGAUCAAGUUCCUGUGCUCGGUCAUUCGUUAUCUCGGUACCCGGACCAUGUUGCUCCGAUCUCAUACCAACACGCUGGAUUUCAUGAAGGAUGUUGUGGUUCUCUUGUCCAACAUUUCCGCGGCUAUUGAAUUGCCGGGCCGUGAACAGGCGCUCUGCUUGCUCAACUUCCUGCUUGCAUUUGCGCCCUCGCCAGCUCCGACUGUCGUUGCCGGUUCAUUGUUCUUCACCCCAUAUGAGCCGAGUGUGCAGCCUUACCUUCCACAUGCCGUGGACUCCCUUGCCAAGUUGCUUGCACGCGACGAGCCGAAUCGCGGAUUCUACAAGGCCAUUUUCGGUCUCGAUUCUGGACAGAGCUCGAGUAAUGAUACUCUGACUCGAACGUUUGCGCUCGCCAUCUCGCCAUUACCAGACAAGUCAAUAGAGAGCGUGCGACAGCUCAACUACCCGUCGCUCAUUGAGGUGCGCAAACCGUUCCUUAUGCAGGGUCUUUUGGCUGCAGAGAUUCUGGCGUCCCUUGCUCCUGGCUUUGAAAGCGGCAUCGCGAAAGCAUGGCUGUCAUCUGGAGAAGGUCUGGCACAGAAUCUGACAAAGCUUGUGCGCGAGUUGAGCCAUGUCUUUGAGCGCCAAGCGGCGCGUGGUCCUAGGGGCAGAGACCUCGAGCUUGUGUACAUUGUUGUUGUGGCUGUAACAUUAUUAAGAAGGCUGGCGGAGAAGGCUCGGGAUCCCGGCGAGCCGAGCAUGUCGUUACCAAAGAGCGCUUUGCCGUCCUCGCAAGUGCUCAUGGAGGCGCUGUCAUUUACGUCGGCAGAAUGGACGAAGGACGGCAUGCUGCAGCAACUAUCGUCCGUCGUUAACAUGGCGCGGUAG